GCUUGUCCGUGAUUUACGUGUUUGGAGUUGUGGCGGGACUCUUCUUACCCCACUUGGUGAUCAAUAUUGUAGGAUGUAAGUGGACAUUGGCGGCCAGCAUGUUCUGUUACGUUGUGUUUAUUGCAGUUAAUAUGUAUGCAGUAUGGGGAACAAUGAUACCAUAGGUACCGGAGCUGCAACACUGUGGGCUGCUAAGUGUACAUACCUCACUAGUAUUGGUGCCUGGUAUGCUAAAAUUACCAAUUCAUCUAGAGCAGGAACCAUUAGUGUUUUCUUUGGAGUUUUCUAUAUGAUAUUUCAAACGAGUCACGUAUGGGGAAACUUAAUUUCAUCAACAGUAUUCAGUCAAAAGAUUCCAGAGAACUUGAAUAUUUCUGACGAUGUGCUUGAGAAAUGUGGUGCCGCGCACUGUCCGUCUGACUAUCAAAACAACACUAAUCUAGACAGACCCGAUAUGACAAAGAUCUAUACUGUUUGUGGUAUAUAUCUUGGCUGUGCAUGUUUAGGCUUUGUAACAAUUGCCAUUUUCCUAGAUAAGAUAGAUCAUGAGACAGACGGUAGUCAAAUGACCACCAAACAGCUUCUAGGGGCAAUGGCUCGCCAUUUUUACAAUUCCAAGUAUCAGAAGCUUUUAAUACCACUGACCAUGUACAGCGGAUUUGAAGCAGCUUUCUUUGCAGGUGACUAUACCAGGUCAUUCAUCAGUUGUUCUAUGGGAGUAUGGAACGUUGGGUAUGUCAUGAUUGCAUAUGGUGUGGCUGAUGCAGCUUGCUCGUUGAUCAUAGGGAGGCUGGUAAAAUACACUGGAUUCCUUCCCUGGUUUAUCUUAACGUUUAUACUACAUGGAAGGACACUGAUAACUUUGUUGGUGUGGAAGCCGAAUCUUGAUUAUCCCAUUCUGUUCUAUUUGUUUGCAAUAUUCUGGGGUAUAGGAGAUGCCGUCAUACAGACGCUUUUAAAUGCCUUGUAUGGUUACUUAUUUACACAAAAGCCCGAGACGGCUUUUGCCAGCCAUAGACUGUGUGAGUCAGCGGGAUUUAUCAUAGCUUUUGGCUACAGCAGUUAUAUAUGUACAUACAUCAAGAUCUACGUGUGUCUGAUUUUUGUUACUGUAGGAACUUUGUUGUAUUGUGUGGUAGAGGCGAUGCAAAGGAAACAAACAAACAAACACAAAGUGAAUACUACUGAGUAUCUGGUUCAGUGAUCAGUAUAUAUUUUGAGGACUUUUUAUCCAACUAAUGACAAACUUUAAACAAAAUGUUAAAGGAAAUUAGUAUUUUUUUUAGUUUUUUGUCUGUCGUAAAAAGUGCAACAUUCAGUUUCACACAAAGCAUCGUCAUAGAAUAUUUUGACAGUGACUAUAUGUUAUACAUUAAGUACGCAGAAACGCCAUUUUCACCUAUCCAGUUUUAAAGAUGGUUAAUCAUAUUCUGAUCAAGUAAAGGAUUUGGUCGAAAGUUUAACAAAUGUUCACUUAUACUUAUGUGUGUUUACUGACAGCUUAAUACAUGUUACAAUAUCACUGCAGGUAUUUAAAAAAAAUAGUUUUACCAAUCCUGGUUGUCAUACCAAGGUAGAUUAUUUUAUUUUUAUUUUGUUGAGUUUAACGUCGCACCGACACAUUUGUAGGUCAUAUGGCGACUUUCCAGCUUUGAUGGUGGAGGAAGACCCCAGGUGCCCCUCCAUGCAUUUUUUCGACAUGAGCGGGCACCUGGGUAGAACCACCGACCUUCCGUUAGCCAGCUGGAUGGCUUCCUCACAUGAAGAAUUCAACGCCCCGAGUGAGGCUCGAACCCACAUCGAUAAGGGGCAAGUGAUUUGAAGUCAGCGACCUUAACCACUCGGCCACAGAGUCCCUUGUAGAUUAUUUUAGCAAGUGUAUAAAUUUAAUAAACAUACUUUGUCUAAGAAAUCAUAUGAAUAUAAGAACUACUGUAUUGUAAUUGUCAAAUGCUUACGUUUACAAAUAAGUAUGUAUUCAGCCGAAAUUCAAUAGAAAUGCAAGUUUGUAAAAUUCUUAUUUUCUCGAUUUAUCUACCUUUGUAGCGCAACCAGGACAGAUUGGAGAUACAUGAAUUCCGAAGCUACACACUGUUUUAAAACUUGCCUGCUGGUUCAUAUUAUUGAAAUAUUCCAGUAUCUAUCAAAUGAAAGUUUAAAUUUAAAAUAUAUAUUGAAAUCAAAAGCAAUAGUCCACAUUUUGAACACCUUCAUAUUAAAGGGGAAUAAUUACAAAAUUUCUUAAAAAGAUGAUAAAACAUACAUUUCUAGCUCUAUGAAAUAGGUCUUUUUGUUCCUUUAAUAAAUUUCUCACAGAAUAUCCAAUAACUGAAAAAUGUCACAAAAUGUUGCUAAAAUGUGCCUGACAAUUUAAAGACAGAAGUUACAAUGAAGUUUGUUCAUUUUUACAGGCACAUAUUGCUUUGCCAUUUUGAACGACAUUAUUGCUAUUGUUACCAUUGUAUAUGUUAUAUCAUUCUGCAGAAUAUUUCUCCGGCCAAUUAUCGAUAGCGGUCAGAUUUUCUAUAUAGAAAUAACAAGGGCAUAUACACAUUUUACUAAACAAAAAUACUAAAAAGAAGAAUCCUUAGGUGCAAGAAUUAUAUCCAUAACAUCUGAUUCAUCAAAGGCUAUUUUUGAAUUAAAUUUUAUCUUUAAUUUCGAUUGACCCACGCCUCUAUUGAUGAUGCCAUCAUUUCGCCAUUUUUCGCUUCUAUUUUCUAUAUGAAAUGUGUAAAAAUGUCAUACACGCGUUUGUUUAAAGCAACUUUUUGUACAAAACCAUUGAUAUGAAACCUUAGAUGCAAGCGAUUUAUUACUCUAAAUGAGUAUAUCUUUUGAAUGAUAUAUAUUUCAUUUUUGUAAAAUUAAAAGUUGAUGAACCCA
Mercenaria mercenaria is the source of this 2886-nucleotide messenger RNA. RefSeq names its product protein unc-93 homolog A-like. Lineage: Eukaryota; Metazoa; Mollusca; Bivalvia; Venerida; Veneridae. The record is from RefSeq and is a predicted model, not a curated record. The coding region runs from base 143 to 1204 and encodes 353 amino acids. The transcript has 7 exons.